UGCGUUUCCGUGUUUAGCCACUAGCUCGGUUUUUCCUGUCAGAGGAGCUCACGGAAACGAUUGAGUCCGACUAAAAAACGUCAAUACUACAAUGUCAGUGGUUCAAAAUUAAUAUCGUAGAAGACUCAAUCAAUGUUUAUUUGCGAUCAGCGGGGUGCUUUUGUUUUAUGAAAUGGAGAGUGCAGUGCCAACACCCUCUGUAACAUGUGAGAUCAACAGAGCAAUAUAUUAACUGUACGUCUUUAACGAGCACUCUAUAAAUUGAUGGUGGCUCCGUUGAUAAUUCUUUUCAGUUUCAUACUCGUCUAUAUUGUGGGAAAAUGAAGAAGUUUAAUAUUAGAAAGGUCUUGGACGGCUUGACGGCAGCUUCCUCCUCCUCUGCAUCUGCACAAUCGGGAAGCAAGGAAAACGAUGCAAUUCCAGAAUCCCUACAAUCAGAGCAUUUUCAGCUGUGCAAGACUGUGCGUCACGGCUUCCCUCAUCAACCGUCCUCCAUGGCGUUUGACCCUGUGCAGAAGAUACUGGCCAUCGGGACGCAGAGUGGAGCUUUGAGGCUCUUUGGGCGUGCUGGAGUGGAGUGUUACUGCCAGCACGAGAGCGGAGCGGCUGUCAUCCAGCUCCAGUUCCUGGUCAACGAGGGGGCGCUGGUGAGUGCCUUAACUGAUGACAGCAUACACUUGUGGAACCUGAGGCAAAAGCAACCGGCUAUACUGCACACGCUCAAAUUCAGCAAAGAAAGGAUCACCUUCUGCCAUCUGCCCUUCCAGAGCAAGUGGCUGUAUGUUGGGACGGAGCGAGGGAACAUCUACAUCGUCAACGUGGAGUCCUUCACCCUGUCAGGCUACGUCAUCAUGUGGAACAAAGCCAUCGAACUGUCCACUAAGACCCACCCAGGGCCUGUGGUCCACAUCAGUGACAACCCCAUGGAUGAGGGGAAGCUCCUGAUUGGCUAUGAGUGUGGGAUUGUGGUUCUGUGGGACUUGAAGUGCAAGAAAGCUGACUGCCGCUACAACUACGAUGAGGCCAUCCACUCUGUGGCCUGGCACCAUGAGGGGAAGCAGUUCAUCUGCAGCCACUCUGAUGGAACUCUGACCACAUGGAACGUACGCGCCCCCGCCAAGCCUGUACAGACCAUCACACCGCAUGGUAAACAGUCCAAAGAUGGGAAGAAGCCAGAGCCAUGCAAGCCCAUCCUGAAAGUGGAGUACAAAACAACAAGAGCUGGGGAUCCGUUCAUGGUGCUGUCCGGGGGGCUGUCCUACGACACGCUGGGGAGGAGGUCCUGUCUGACGGUGAUGCACGGCAAGAGCACCACUGUCCUGGAAAUGGACUACCCCAUCGUGGACUUCCUGACGCUGUGUGAAACUCCUUACCCCAACGAUUUCCAAGAGCCUUAUGCAGUCGUGGUUCUACUUGAAAAGGACUUGGUUGUGAUCGACCUUGGACAAAUAGGGUAUCCCAUCUUUGAGAACCCCUACCCACUGAGCAUCCACGAGUCUCCUGUGACCUGCUGCGAGUACUUUGCUGACUGUCCUGCUGAGCUCAUACCUGCUCUGUACUCUGUGGGCUGCCGCCAGAAGAGACAAGGAUGCAGCAAGAAGGAGUGGCCUAUAAGUGGUGGCAACUGGGGCCAGGGCACACACAGCUACCCAGAGAUCCUGGUCACAGGACAUGCGGACGGCUCAGUCAAGUUCUGGGAUGCUUCCGUGUUAAUGCUUCAGGUCCUGUACAAGCUGAAGACAGCCAAGGUGUUUGAGCGGGCUCGUGGCAAGGAGGAGAAGCCGAGCACAGAUAUCGUGGAUGAGGACCCGUUUGCCAUCCAGACCCUAUCGUGGUGCCCAGAGAGCAGGAUCUUCUGUGUGGCGGGAGUCUCCGCCCACGUGAUCAUCUACAGGUUCAGCAAACAGGAAGUCACCACAGAAGUGAUUCAGCUCCUGGAGGUGCGUCUGCAGUGUGAGCUGAAUGAUGUGGGCUUUCCAGACGGGGCAGUGGAGCAGACUCCCACCCUGCCCACCCCAGGGACUACCUCCUCCAGCCCCCAGGAGAGCGAGCCCACCCCCCCGACCUCCACAGGCAGCAACUCCUCUGACGGGCCCAGGGACAAUGUGCCAUGUCUCAAGGUGCGGAGUGCCCCUCUGAAUCAGUCUCCGGGGUACCAGGUGGAGCUGGUGGUGCAGCUGCUGUGGGUCAGUGGAGAGCCACCCCAGCCAAUCACCAGCCUGGCGGUCAACUCCGCCUACGGCCUAGUGGUGUUUGGCAACAGCAAUGGUCUGGCCGUAGUGGACUACCUCCAGAAGACCCUGCUCCUCCAUAUGGGGACGCUGGAGCUGUACAGCCCCACAGAGCCCUACCUGAGGCAGCCUCGCUCGCCACGCAAAACACAGCCCUCUGGAGACAUUCCACCUGUGACGUCUUGCAUGUCCAGCCUGUCUAGCUUUUAUACCGAGUCUGUGAAAAAACUUCGAUCCUCUCACUUCCCUGUGUGUGAAACCAACGAGGGAACCAACACCACAGAGGAACGCUGCAAGUCCCCAACAUCAGGCCCCACAUCGCCCUACAACUCAGAUGAGGAGCGCAAACAGCAAAGGUUUAUGCAGAAGGUGAAAUCCAAAAGCAGGCGCUUUUCCAAGACGGUUGCCAAUGACUUUGCCAAGAUGUCGCGGAAAAUUAGCUCUCCUACCACGGAGCACAAACCAGACAUGGGAGAGAUAGUCCUACGACAGUGCUUCCACAAGCAGUCUGGUUCUGUGAAGGUAGCCAGGAAGCCAGGGACAGCACCCAUGCUGGACGUCCAGAGAAGUCAAUCAUGUGGCAGCUUCAAUACCAACAACGCCUUUGCCCGUUCGCGCAGCUCCAGUGUGACCAGUAUAGACAGAGAGUCGCGGGAGGCCAUCUCCUCUUUCCAGCUGUGUGACAGUUUCCCCAGGAAGACCGAUCCUGCCUCCGCCCCGGGACCGAGCCUGUGGGUGGGCACCUCCCAGGGUGCCGUGCUGGCUGUGUCUCUCUCCAUGCCCCCCGACGGAGACCAGAGGCUGCAGGAGCAUGUGGGCGUCUCACCUUGUGGGACCCUGGUGAGACUAAAAGGAGGGGUGCUGACCAUGGCCUUUCUGGACACGUCAGGGGUCCUAAUCCCCCGCCCCUGCGAGCUGUGGUUCGAGCCCAACGCCACUGACCAGGACAGGGAGCGUCCGAAGAGGCGCCCGCCUGCCUCGCCCCCGGCCUACUCUGAAGGCCAGUACGCCGUGGUGUGCUCUGAGAAGCAGGCCAAGGUGGUGUCACUGCCCUCGCACUCCUGCGUCCACAAGCACAACAUCACAGAAGCCUCGUUCGUGCUGAGGGCCGAGGUGGUGCAGCUGGCCGGGGGACUCUGCAUCGUGUGCUUCUGUGCCAACGGACACAUCAUUGCUCUGAGUCUGCCCAGUCUCAGGCCCCUACUGGAUGUGAACUACCUGCCCCUGACGGACAUGAGGAUUGCCAGGACCUUCUGCUUCUCCAACCUGGGCCAGGCCCUCUACAUGAACUCCUCCAUGGAGAUCCAGAGGAUCACCUACAUCCAGGAGACCUGCGACAACCUGCAGGAGAUGCUGAGUGAAUUGUUCACCCCUGUGGAGACGCCCGAAGCCCCAAACAGAGGUUUCUUCAAGGGCCUGUUUGGUGGAGGUGCUCAGUCCCUGGACAGAGAAGACCUCUUUGGAGAAACGACCGCAGGGAAGGCCUCCAGCUCCCUGGCACAGCACAUCCCUGGCCCAGGGGGCAUGGAGGGCAUGAAGGGGGCGGCAUCAGGGGUGGUGGGGGACCUGGCGCGCGCCCGCAUAGCGCUGGACGAGAGAGGGCAGAAACUGGGAGAGCUGGAGGAGAGGACAGCUGCCAUGAUGGCCAGCGCCGACUCCUUCUCCAAGCACGCUCACGGCAUUAUGCUGAAGUACAAGGAUAAGAAGUGGUACCAGCUCUGAUGGCCAAGCGUCCGAAGAGAGAUGGACAGAUCCCGCUCAGAUCCCUCUCUUGCUGUCCUCCUCUCCUCCUUCCCCCCAGAGCACAGUGCCACACCCUGUUUGACCUCUGUCAUCACAAUGCCCUGAGUAUGCUACAGGCCAGGGGCGUGGAGGCUGUCUGGGACAGUCAGUUCUGGAUGGUCAGUCCAUGUCAUGUGGGCGCUGACAGGCCUAAUUUCCAUCCUGUUGAGAGUCAGAGGAGACAGAAAGAGAGAGAGAGCGCAUGUUUACUGUUUCCUUCACAUCAGUAAUGCUCUCCGUCUGUGUGUGCAAGCUACUGUUUGGCAGUCUGGAAGAGAAGGACUACGAGGUCUAUAAACUGUGGAGGUGACAGGUUGUUGUGGUGACAUCCCCAUGCUCUCCAGUGUGAAACAAACACAAUGGACUCCUUAAGCAGAGACACUUCCCAUGUGAUGAAGACAAUGCUGGUGAAAUGUCAUAUCUAUAGCAACGGUAAUGUUUGAUAAAUGGAUGAUUGUUAUCUUUCCGUCAUUCAGAAUCUAGGUUCAGGUUUGCAUCGACUGUUCCAUGUCUCUUGUCGAUUAUUGUAUGUCAUUGUUUGGACAAGUCUGUUUUGAGAACACCAUUCACCAGUUUUUGUCAUGAAUAUACAGAAUAUAUAUUUAAUAGUUUGCAGGAGGGAAAUGAAAAAAGAACCAAGAUUCUUUCCUCAAAGUUACUGUGCUCCUUUUUGAAAUUAUGUACAGUAAGUGGGUCCAUCCACAUCAUGGGUGGGUUUGUGCAGCAUACAUCUGCAGCAGUUUACACGUCUGAAACGAGUUCCUAAUGCACUGGAAAAGCUGGUAAAUGUAACCCCCACAAUUCUUUGGGCAUUCUAGAAGGAAGUUGUUACUUUUGUCUUGAAUGACCUCUGAAGGCUUUGGAUGAUGUCAAUUAGUGUUUAUAUGUUUAAGAACGGAAGCAAGUGUCUCUUGGAGCAAAUGGAAACCGGGUAAAAAAAAAAAGUCAUACUUUCAUUUUGUAGUAAAAAUGGCCAAGAAACAGUGUUUCGAUUAAACUCAUCUCUCUCUCU
Messenger RNA from Osmerus eperlanus (European smelt), 5025 nucleotides. Its product is annotated as syntaxin-binding protein 5-like. The transcript is spliced from 30 exons. NCBI's taxonomy places the organism in Eukaryota, Metazoa, Chordata, Actinopteri, Osmeriformes, Osmeridae. The coding region runs from base 321 to 3953 and encodes 1210 amino acids. The record is from RefSeq and is a predicted model, not a curated record. Gene Ontology annotation, molecular function: myosin II binding; GTPase activator activity; syntaxin binding. Gene Ontology annotation, cellular component: SNARE complex; cytoplasm; plasma membrane. Gene Ontology annotation, biological process: regulation of exocytosis; regulation of protein secretion.